Messenger RNA from Zophobas morio, 469 nucleotides. RefSeq lists its product as uncharacterized. Lineage: Eukaryota; Metazoa; Arthropoda; Insecta; Coleoptera; Tenebrionidae. Bases 137 to 457 code for a protein of 106 amino acids. The transcript has 3 exons. The record is from RefSeq and is a predicted model, not a curated record.
GACAAACGUGUUUUAUGAUUUCGUUCCUUGAAUUUCCGUCCCGUAACUCCCGUACAAAUAUCGUUUCAAGUUCCAAGUGGAACGCAGAGUGGAACGUGUUACUUUUGUCGCGAGGAGCGCUACAGUCCGCUACUCGAUGGUAGCGCUACAGUGGAACGGUUCCUACAGUAACGACCCAUCUCUUCAAGAGGAGCGGUUGUGGCUGCUCCGUCAGGAAGGUUUCGAUGAGGUGGAAAUAGAAUUCUUUUUCGGGGCCUCCUCCGAAGAUGAAGACGGGGAGGCACAGGGCACGUUUACGCCCGAACGUAUCCAGGAGAUUUAUCGGGAGGCGCGACGUCUCCAUUUUGCAAGGGGGCGCCGCGCCCGCGGUGGUCGCCGGCGCUCAGCAGCACCUCAGGCGACCCAGCCAUCGGCCCCCGUAACUGGCCAACAGGACGCGAAACUGGCACCUGAGUAGGCUAGUUAGUUA